AAAUUCUUUCAGAAUGAAACAACACUGGAUGAGGUCCAACCAUCUCAUUCUCGUCAACACAAGCCUGAAUACAUGGACCUAAAUGAGGUACCUGCAUUUGGAAGUGAGCGUGAAGAAGAAGUGACAAUCGGCAUGUCACAGGUGGAACGUUCAUCCCUAAGAACUGAUUACGCGCCUCUUCAUCCAUCCACACGCUCAUGGGAAAUUCCACGAAGAAGUGUAACCAUAGAAAAGGUCAUCGGCGGAGGUGCCUUUGGUCAGGUUGCCAAGGGAACCGCAAUAGAUCUUCGAGGAAGAGCAGGAAAGACUGCAGUAGCUGUUAAAAUGCUUAAAGGUAAUCCUCACCUAGCAUCUGUAGCUGAAAAUGGCAACCUCGUCCCCAGGGCUUUUCCCUUAAAAAAUGGGUGGGGCGGGAAAAGGCCCUGACUUCGGCUGGUCACAUGCACAACCUAAAUAUUCCUGAGAAGCUAAUUUAUAUGCAACCCGCUGGUUUUGCGCUGACAGAAGGGAGUAACAAUGGAAAAUACUAACAUCGCGAACUAUGUCAAUAUUUUCCCUUGUGUGAGAUUCAAAAGCUUAAGAUCCAUUUAAUUGCGCAUUAUUCAAAUGCUACAUGUUUAUGAAAGGGCGUACCGGCUCUACGUUGUCACGCACAAAAUAUGUCAAAUGCUUCAGAGUUGAGACAAGCUGUUAUCGACUAGUACUUUGACUAAACUUCAUCGUGACUGUGGAAUUACUGUACGAUCAAGCGGAAAGUGAUUUUGUCCAAUGUCAAACAAAAAUGCGGGCCUUUGCCUCCAGGAUUGAAAUUGAUUGAAAUACAAUUGUUCAUCAAAAUGCUUCAUGGAGUCUGGUCUUCUCUACAACCCGAUCACGAAACAAACAAAUCUCCGCACCGGAUGCAAGUCAGCCCUCCAGCAAGGAACGAUGACAGGUCGCCGAUCUGAAUCAUUUGAAGACCUCUGAUAUCUUUUCUCUUCCGAGGAUAAGUACAAAGGAUUUUAAUUUCCUUGUAUGAAAGGGAAGAUUGCCGGAUCGACUGGAAUCAACUACAGCUCUGUCGGUUAUAAAUGGACCCAAGUCUUUCUUUGUUGCCAGUCGUUUGAUCGCAGAGGUCAAUGAAUUUUAAAAAAAUACAGGUCAUACAGGCUAGUCUAAACCAACGCGUGUCGCUAUGAUAUGGCUGAGAGUUAAGGUGAAUAGAACCAGCAAGUGUACGGCGGCCCACUUCGCAAGAAAUGAAAUAAAAUAUCAGAAGAGUCGAGAAAGCGGUCUUUUCCAGUACGUACUUUAUGCAUGUACGGUAGCUUGUUUAUCAUUUAUACAGCUCUAUAAACAGACGUUUUACAAAUGUUACUCCCUGCCCCCUUCAUAGAAAUCGAAGGAAAGCAAAACAUUACCAUGGCCAGUAUCUGUGACAAAAAGGAAAUCUUGCAAAACCUUUCGAUCAUCAAGAGAUAUAAAAGGCCGCCCCAGGUCGCGCGGUGUGAGAUUACGCAUAAUUUUAGCUUUCCACAUAGCGCUUAUUUAUUACACCAAGGAUUUUAGGGUGUACGAGGGGACACGUGACCAGCCGAUGCCAGGCCUUUUCCCGCCCCACCCAUUUUUUAAGGGAAAAGCCCUGGGGACGAGGUUGUGAAAAUGGUAUAUGUACCUUUUGGAGGAUUUAUGUGGAGUUAAACAGUCUAACGUAACGGGAAAUAACGGAAGGAAAAGAAAGUUGUAUACGCGCUUUUUCACUAAAUAGUUAAAGGGUAGAACAUUAUCAAAAACAUAGGAAUAUUAUUCAGUAGUGUUCUCAAAGGAUGUUAGGUCCAUAUUGUUUAGAUUUCAGUGAUCGUUUAUUUUUAGCUUCCGCUCCUGAGUCUGACAGAAGGGAUCUUUUAUCUGAACUCGAAGUAAUGAAGACGCUGAAACCUCAUCCACACGUCAUACGACUACUGGGAUGUGUUACCGAAACAGUUAAAAUAUUUGAAGUAUUAAUGAACAAAAUUGUACACACAUUUGUAGAACUUGACAGUUUACCUCCAAAUUUCCUGUAUUAUAGCCUUUAUUAUAGAAAAACCCCGUUUAGCUGAAACGUUGUUGGCUUCAACAAAUUUUCCAGACCCACUAUUCGUUUUAAUCGAGUAUGUCCCAUAUGGAGAUCUCCUGGGCUACCUGAGAAAGAGCCGUGGACUCGAUGAUACUUAUUACAAGGACCCAGAUAACAAACCACAAUCACGUCUGACGUCAGAACAACUAAUGAAGUUUGCUUGGCAGAUUGCUGAUGGAAUGAGUUACUUGUCAUCAAGAUCUGUACGUAGCCUUUUGUUUUUGUUUUUAUCUAUUUGCAAGUAGUUAUUUUAAUACACCGGUUUAAGUAAUGUAUUUAAAAACACAAAAUGUAAACUAAGUUGGAAGUAGGCUCGAUUUCCGCCGUCUCCCGGGUCCGGUCCCGAACAGCGGCUGCUAAUCGAGCCUACGUUGGAAGCGACAUAUCGUGGUUGUAUUAUGCGGCCAGGUUUAAUCUCCGUUUUAGCUUUCAAUCAAUCAAAUCUUCAUUUUAACACAAUCAUCAGGUCGGUACAAUAUAAAAUACAACUACAAUAUAAUUUCUAAUAACAAAACAAGAGCGAUGGUUAGGAAAUAUCGACCAUCGAGUGGCAAGUGUUGGAAGAUCGAUUUCCUUCACUUUUUGUCCAUAAAUAGCUUUUAGGUAGAUAAGUUAUCUGAUGUAAGUUAUUCUCGCAAAAAGCCUUUUAUUUGCGAGAAAAGUUUAAAAAAUAUCAGUUUUCGUGGUCGGAGUCUCAAAAUGGCCGUAAUUUCAACCCGAAAUUUGCUAACAUCAACUCUCCUCGCGUUCGCAAAUAAAGGCGUAAGGAGAAAUUUGGACAAUUCCUAUCAACAGAACAGCUCUUCUUCUUUCAAUAGAAGGUACUUUCAAAGCAAUAUCGAGACUCGUUGAUCUGACAUAAUUCAAAAACGAAGAACAGGUUUUUACGGUGACAAAAACUUUAAUUUAGUAGUUGUUUUCUGCGGCAUUAUUCUUCAUGUGGUAUAGCUCCAAAUUUUCCUAGUCCUCGUUUAUUCACACAUUUAGACAUUCAUCUAAAACAUACCAGAGAAUUGGCUCGGCUUCCUGAAGGCAGCCUCCAAACGAAAGCAUCGAAGUCGGGUAAAUAUAGUGAAGAGUGACCAAAAUAACUUAUUUAACAGCUCCAAGUUUCCUCGAUCGUAAAGUAACCGCCGACAAUUCCUGUUCCGUCAUCCUUAGCGAAUUACCAUUGUUAAAGUCCUUAUUUUUCGAUAAACAGUGAGUACCACAUUACUAGCGCGUGUGAUUAUUUCCUUCUUCAAAUUAUCGGCACCGAAAAUGUUACUCUUUCAAGAAUUGCGUUGCGUUACUACCGUGAUUCCGUGACUUUCAUUUUGACGACACCGUCUCUGAUCUUCAAACGUUAACCCUAUGGCAGGUGCUGUCACGGAAGAGAUUGUUACCCGGAGUGGCCGGCUAGUGGAGUUCAGCGUUUCAAAAUCAGGGGCACCCAACAACGAGUUUUGGAAAAUAUCUGUUCGGAAGACGAUCUGAGAUCUAGAAUUUUUGGAACAUUUGUUGUUAAAUUUCUUGCUUGCCUACCUCUCUUAGGAUUUUCGAACCCCCCCCCCCCCAAAAUGGUAUAAUUGCUCAUUUUUAGCGGAUUUUUAUCCUAAGAAGGUCACCUAGAAUUUUCGUGAGCCUUUUUUCUGGCUGUAUAAUUUUCGGAUCACUAGACUUUCAACUAGGAAAUUCGAACAGAUGAAAAAUUUCUAGGGGAUAAAAAUGUGCCUAUAUCUACCGUUUAAAUACUAAAAUACGUUCAACAAUGCUAGUUUAAGUGGUUUUGAACUGUAUUCUCGUUGGGUGCCCCUGCAAAAUGGCUAAAAUUCACCCAGUUUCACCUUUUAACUCCACCCUUUGAUUGAAAUAAGCAACUUUGCAACGGGGAAACCCACAACAACUACGAAAAACGAGCUUUUAGGCUGUAACCUUCUGUAUUUGUGCUUUUCGAAAUUGGAAGUGUUUACACAAUUGCCGUCGGCCUACCAUGAAAAUUCCUGAACUUCGAUGGUGUCUUACAGAGAUUUCCUUCAAUAACCCGAGCCAAUUUCCAGGUAUGUUUUUAAUGAAUGUCUAAAUGUGUGAUUUAAAUAGCAUAAAGAGAAUUUGGAGUUAUACCACGUGUUAAACUGAUUGCCGUCGAUAAUGAGUAACGAACUUAAGUUUUUGUUAUCCUGAAAACCUAUCCCUGAUUUUUGAAUUAUUUCAGUAUGACGAGCUUCGCUAUUGCCCUGAAAGAGUAUCUUCUUGUGGAAGAAAAAUAGUUUUUCUGUUCGUGGAAAGUGUCCAGAUUUCUCCAUACGGCUUCGUUUGCGAAACCGAGGAAAGUUGAUGUUAGCAAAUUUCAUGUUAAAAAUUAGGGCAGUCUGAGACUCCGACAUCGAAAACCGAUCUUCUAGUUUUUCUUACAAAUAAAAGGCUUUUGGCGGAAACAAUCUACAUUAGGUUCCUUACCUACCUAAAAGCUUUCUAUGAACCAAAAAUGAAAGAAAUUGAUUUUUCAACUCUUGCCAGGAAAAUAAGAUUUUGGUCGAUUUUUUCCUGACCGUCCCUCUUAAUAGAGGGGGACAUUGGGGGGGGGGGGGGGCCCCAAAACCCAAAACCCAAAAAAAAAAUGGGAAAAACCCAAAAAACCCUUUAAAAAAAACAAAAAAAACCAAACCCCCAUUUUAUAUGGGGCCCCUUCUUUUAAAACUUUAUCCUUUCCGCGUUUGUUUUUUUUUUCAAAGUUUUUUGUACCCAAUACCGCAAUACCGUAAGAAAAAUUGGCAAAUACCGAAAUACCGUUUCAAAAAUCGACGAAAUACCGAUACCGCAUUUAUGAUCGGUCACCUUUACUUAAAGCUGUAUCCAUCUCGCGUUAGUUUGUUUAUCUCAAGUAUGUAUGCUGCAGAAAUCAACCUCAUACAUUGUAAGAAAAAGUUAGAGGACCUUGAUCAGUACAACGAUCGAAAAGCCCUGUCAUUGGAGCGACGAGCGACGUCUUGAGUGCUUUAAUGGACGUGAUGGAGUAGUACCUAAUAAAUUAAACAUAAGUAGAGACUACAUGAAAAGUGGGAAGUUAAAAUCAAACUAUUCUUUAUUUUGUGCUGUGUUGAGAUAUAAAGACAAAUAAUUAAAAAGCACAUGGUUAAGGCACAUGGUCGGCUCGGCUUCUAGGUUAAAGCUGAGAAAAACUCCAAAGCAAUUCACUAACCAGAAUUAUUUGCAUCGGCUUUUAAUUCAUUCUCUUGUUCGCUGAUACAUGGCUCUAUCAAUCAAGAAACAAUAACAUAUCAAGCUUUGGUUAGAGAGCCAACAAACGUUUGCAAAAUUAAAGAUCUCAAUACUGAAAGCUACAGGAAUAUCUCUUACCUUCUGCUGCUCUCUUCUGUUUCUCUGAUGGAACUUCAUCUUUAUUGGGAAUAUCAUCAGAGCGUCUUCUUUUCAAAAAAUCGCGAAGUUUUUCACGUGUUCUCAUUUCUAAUGAACCCCGCUGGAAAAAUAGACGAUUUCAUGCCAACUACAUUCGACGUCCACGCAGCGCACACAGCGAGCUGUGACAACUGAUACCUUAAUGAUCUACGUGAAACUAGACCGCGCGGUCAUGGGAACAAAAUUCAAAGAUAACCCUCGCAGCAUGGCGCGAGCUAAAAAAAGUUUGAAAAUAAUUAUCAUGGGGCACAGGGAUUCGCUCUCUUACCUCAUUCUCUCUUGAGAUUGUAUAAUCAUUUACCAUUAAGUCUUAAAUCUUAAAAAUGUUAACUUUUAUUAACCUAUUUAGCUUACUGUGGUUGGUGCUGCAGUUGUAUUGACCAGUAUUAGACAGGAGAGCGCAAAUAAAUGGUACCGCAAUACCGUGGAGGAUCUUUUACCGAAUACCGUUAACCAAAAGGAUGAAAACCGCAUACCGCAGGGCUAGAUGAUACCGCAAUACCGCACAUUAAAAUCAAAAUUACCGAAAUACCGCUUUAAUAGUGGUUGUCAGGGAAAACCGGGCAAAAUGUUAAAAAUGUCAACGGAAGGGGGUCAACAGAAUAAGUUCAUACUAACAUCAUAGAUAGGUUAGGUGGAGUAAUGGACAAAUAUACCAAACAUAGGUUCUUCAUUGCUCUUGUAUUAGAGAUACGAGCAUCAUUUUAUUCGACUCCCUCGGACGCCAUUUUUAUAAGCAAAUUUUCACCAUUUUCUGAAACUCACAGAACCCUCAAAAUUUAACGAGCGAAGUUUAUUUUUUGUAUGCGAUACAACACAUCACAGAAAUACUUUCUAAAACCAUAAGAAUUGUUACACAGCCACGGACAAGACUAAAAUUUUCUUAUUUCAACUGACCAAAGCUCAGUGUCUGCAAACGAGCAAAAACUUGAGCAUUUUUUAGAGAUAGAUAGAUAGUUUAUUUUUAACAAGCUUGCAGCUACUAAGCUGAAUUGUGUAUUUACAAUAUAAUAUAUAAUAUAAUAUAACAAAAUCUUACAAUAGGGAGUAUUAUAAGAUGAUAAUGAUAAAGUCCUAAAUAAAUAAUAACAUCCUAUAAAUAUAAAAAAGCUUAAAACUGUUAAAAUAUAUACAACGUCAUCGAUCUCAUUUACAAAACUCACCGAGCGCUAAAAUUCGUUAUCAAUACAUGAUCUUACUAAAAAACUAUUUUUGAAACGAUCGGUCUUACAUUUGGAAUCGCAAAACGCGUUUUGCACCGAAGAUUAUAACACGACGGCCCUGACGAUUGAAGCAUGUUACGUAAGCGAUUGGCCGGGUCAUUAGCAAUCGAGAGGAAGGUCUUUUUACAUAAGCUAUAGCGAUGAAGUCAUUGAUAGACAUAAUAUUUGAAAGCUCUAAGGCCUUUCUAUAGGCCAGUCCCGGGCAAAUGAUUGAUAGUGCCCUUUUCUCUACAUUCUCUAGAUCUUUCUUUAAAUACAAUGGCAGGGCGUAGAAAAACGAAGGCGAUGCGUAGGUCAUGACUGCGACCUUAUACAAGAUGUAUAAAAAAGAAUUAAUUCAUGCUUUGCGACAUUGGCCCUUUUCAAUUGUAUUAGGAAAUACAUACGUUUAGAAGCUUGCUUUAUGAUUUGAUCAAUGUGCAUAUUCCAUGUAAGGUUGUUGGAGAUCGUAACACCUAGUAAUUUAGUGCUUUCAACACAUUCUAGCACUUGAUUAUUUACUACUAUAGGCGCGAGUUGUGGUUUGUUUUUUGCAAAUGAAAUCCUAAGCUCUUUACAUUUUUCACUGUUUAGUUGUACUCUAUUCUCAAAAGACCACUGAAUUGAUCUACAGCGCACAACUAAAACGACAGAACAACUCUGACAGCCAAAUUGCAGUCUACUAUCAUCCAUGUAACCGAAACACUAAUAAUCAUUUUGGGCCAUUGAAACAGGAAGAAAUUAGAAAACUCACAUUUGUUAUAGUUUCCAAGCUCUUUCUUGCAAACAGGCCGAUUCCUUCGUGUUUGUUUUAAGUCCUCUUCGUGAAUUUUCUUUCAUAUUUCGCUGUAAAGUAUGUUCAUCAGUUGGAGAACAUAUCAAAAAGCUCGAAAUACUGCCUAGGUUACCUUUUGAAAGGGUAAAAAGUACUGAACAAUAGGAUGAAACUUGAAAAUAACAAAGCGACGCCAUCUUGAAAAUUCAGCACUCAGGAGGGACUGGCACUAGUAGCUGCCUUGUCCACAAACUGAUCAAUUACCAAAUAGAUAAAAAACAAAAACAAACAAACAAGCAAACCUGGUUAUCAGUGACCUAUUACAGUCCUAUUUCUUCUUCAAUCACUACUUUUAGUUAAAUUUGACUUGUUUUGUGUUUUUUGGCGGAGUGAUGGGGUGUGGUGAAAUGGUGACCAAUUAGCAUUACUUUAUUCAGUCUUCAUUUGCUCUUCAUUCACUUCAUUUUUAGUUAUCCCGUAUAAGUCUUUCUUUGGACUCUUUAUUGUAUCAUCUAUUUUUGCGUCAGUCUUCAAUCACCGUCCAUGUCCGAAGGUGCACUCGUCUCCUGUUCAUGAUUUCAUGAUGCACUUUUCAUAGUCCGGAAGGCUUCGCCCAAAGGGUACCUCUUUCAAGCAUCAGGUGUAACAAAGGGUGGGAAAAUCACAAGUUGAAGUAUGUGAAAGGAGAGGAAACUCUUUCAUUAAGUAAUUUAAAGGGCCUUUUAUUAAAAUGCUUAGAAGAAACACGCCUUAUGGCAAUAUAAUUUACAUGUUAAUUCAGAUUAAGGUUACACGAAAAUGGCCCGAAGACCACCUUUCUUACCGAUUUAUUCUCACGAAGCAGGUAUACGAAAAGGGUACAACUUUUCAAUAGGGAAAGGGGUAUCUUUUGUCAAAAAUAGUGUAUUUAAGGGUAAGGUACUGGACCUCGGGGCGAAGCCUCUCCGAACAAAGCUUUAUUGAGUAGUCUCUCACCCCCCUCCCCUUCUCCCUAGGGCUUUCCACAAGUUGCUCGGCAACUUUUUGGCAACUUCUAGUAUUUCGAGCAACUUUUUUCGUUUCAAGCAACUUUUUGCAUAAUUUCUGAGCAAUUUCUCUUACUAGUUUUUUCCAAUUCUGAGAUAUCUGAGCAGCUUUUAGUGCUUAAAUUGGCCUUGCUUCCAUAUUGCACAGUGUUUUAGUAGACAAUUUAUGAAUUUCCUAUGAAAAAGAAGCCAGAUCCUCACCCCUUGGGGGCAGAUGAUGGGCGCAAGAUGCAGCCGGGCUGCUAGGUCAGAGGGUUUUUUGAACAAAAAGGCAAAAUGGGGUACUUUGAUUCACACUCAACUGACACGAGUGCCUAAGGUGAAAAAGGUCAUUCAGCAAUCUUAAUGGCUCAUACUAGACGUUUUACAAGAUUAAUAUUAAUAUUGAUGUGUAGUCUUUACUCAUACAUUUUUUGGUUUUAAUUGUGGUUUACGGGGUCCUGAUGGAGGACAGAGUUAUCUAGCAACGCUAUUUACGCUGCGAAAUUGCACAAAAUUACGUUUUUAUACUCUAUCAGGAGCCAUAUAUAUCUCAAUCGGGGUAGUAGACAGUAACUGGAUACCUUUUCCAGGGAUGGGUUUGACUUCAUCGAAAUAUCAGGAGCACUCAACGAGAAGAUAGUUCAAAACCACUUAAAAAUGGCAUUGUUGGUAUUUAAAUGGUAGAUAUAGGCAUAUUUUUUUCAUCUAGAAAUUUUUCAACUGUUCGGAUUUCCUAGCUGAAAGUCUAGUGAUCCGAAAAUUAUAGGCAUCAAAACUUACCUUUUCGAAAAUUUCAGCCAGAAAAAAGGCUCCCGAAAAUUCUAGGUGACCUUUUAAGGGUAAAAAUCCGUUAAAAAUGGGCAAUUAUACCAUUUUUCAGAUGGUCGAAAAUCCUAGGAGAGGCAGGCAAGCAAGAAAUUUUUCAACAAAUGUUCCGAAAAUUCUAGAUCGCAAAUCGUCUUCCAAACAGAUAUCUUCCGAGAAUUGUCGCUGGGUGCCCCUGAAAUAUAUAUCACAGCCAUUAAAUGUGCUAUUUUUAGCACAUUUUGUGCCAUCUCGUGUGACUCGCGCGCGCAUUUUUUGCAACAGCGCUGUGGAAAAGAUUAACAAACGAAAUGGCGUUGAAAAUAACUUCCUUAGGAGAUGAAUAAAUUCCAUUUCUGUCAUCAUUGCCUCCUCUGAAUUUAAGGCAAGACCUUGACAAUUUCUCUAAAUAUGAGGACUGCUAAUGUUAAACAACGCAGUGAGAGUGUUUUUGACAAAUCCAGUGACGAAGAGAUGUAGGAGAUGUCAAUUCUUUCACAGCUACACCAGUAAACAAAAAGGAACCCAGUGGCUGUAAUCUUCCAGGUGUACGACUUCUAUCAAUGAUCAAUAUGAUGUAAAAGGUACCAACUCGAGUUAACACUCAUACCCCUUUUACAAAUUUUUGAACGGCCAAAAACUUGCACGGAUCCGCCUUUUCUUUACAUGCGAGCCACGGAACCGUAAAGGGUUUUUGAGCUGCAAACAGUACUGCAAUCUGUAAAAGAAUUUGCAUGUUCCCUCUAAACGUGUCGUUUAUCAUGUGUGGACCGUGCAAAGGGCAUUCUGAAAAAGAAGUGAGCAGGAAAAACAAUGAUAUGGAUGGGGUACGGAGUGAGAGUCGUAAGAACUUCUUUCAACCUUGUCCCAUUUUUUAAGGAAAAAGCCCUGGGGACGAGGUUCAACUCCUUUAAUGGUACUUUUUAAUAAAAGCUCCUUCCGGACCUUCCGGUAUACCAGAUUCUGGUAAACCCUAUGAAUGGUUUAUUUUGACAGCUCUUGUCAACAUUCGAAGGUCUAUUACCUUAUGGAAAUGCGAAGUGACAGCGAUGAGAUCAUCAGUUAGAAGGCUUACUUUUAAAAAAGUACUACGUCCGCUGGCUCUCUUGGCCGCUUUGCGGCCUAAAAUGCCCGCCCCGCACACUGAUUCAACUGCAUAUACUAUGCCUAUUUUAAUAAACAGUUGGUAAUAAUAAUUAUUGCAAAUUUUACAGCAAGCAAUAUCCACAGCCCGCAGUUAGCCCGCACGCUUCGAAACUCGCGAGGUUGAUAUAUAGCAAGUCUAGCUAGCUCGCAUGAUGGCGAAGUUAAGUGAUUUAUAAAGAGACAAAAUAGAUCUUCAAUAUUAUCUACAUUCACGGGACACCUCUAAAUGAGGAGGGAAUAAAGCAAUGCCAGUUAAUCACCAAUUACCCUGCGAUCAGGCGUUCUUUUUGUUUUUUAUUUUGAAAGAAAAACAAGCUACAUUCAACUAAAAGAAGUUAUUGAAGAAGAAAUAAGACUGGAGUAGGUCGCUGAUAAGCUUGGUAAUCUAGAGCCCACGAACGGAGCUACUAGUGCCAGUCCUUCCUGAGUGCUGAAUUUUCAAGAUGGCGUCGCUUUGUUAUUUUCUAGUUUCAUCCUAUCGUUCCGCACUUUUUACCCUUCAAAAUGUAGCCUAGGCAGUAUUUCGAGAUUUUUGAUAUUUCCUCCAGCUGCUGAACAUACUUUACAGCGAAAUAUGAAAGAAAAUUCACGAAGAGGACUUAAAACAAACACGAAGGGAUCUGCCUGUUUGCAAGAAAAAGCUUGGAAACUAUAACAAAUGUGAGUUUUCCUAAUUUCGUCCUGUUUUAAUGGCCCAAAAUGAUUAAUAGUGUUUUGGUUACAUGGAUGAUAGUAGACUGCAAUUUGGCUGUCAGAGUUGUUCUGUCGUUUUAGUUGUGCGCCGUAGAUCAAUUCAAAAAUGCCAGAUUUUUUGCUCGUUUGCAGGCACUGAGUUCAGGUCAGAUAAUGUCCGUGGCUGCUUAACAAAUCUUAUGGUUUUAGAAAGUAGUUCUGUGAUGUGUUGUAUCGCAUACAAAAAAUAAACUUCGCUCGUUAAAUUUUGAGGGUUCUGUGAGUUUCCGAAAAUGGUGAAAAUUUGCUUGUAAAAAUGGCGUCCGAGGGGGUCGAAUAAAGUAAUGCUCGUAUCUGUAAUACAAAAGCAAGGAAGAACCUAUGUUUAUUAUAUUUGUCCAUUACUCCACCUAACCUAUCUAUGAUGUUAGUAUGAACUGAUUCCGUAGACCCCCAUCCGUUGACAUGUUUAACAUUUUGCACGGUUUUCUCUGACAACCACUCUUAAAUAAAGCGGAAUACCUUAAUACCGUAAACCCCAAUGUCCCCCUCUUAAUACGUAAUUACAGACGUCUCUUCAGUAAAAAUUCGAACACUACUCAUAAUUACACAAAACUAGACCUGUUUUCCAUGAAUGCCGUGUAUCUAACUUAAUUAAUUAGCUUUAUUGCUAAUCGUGAUCAAUGCAAAUAGAACAAUGAAUUACUGCCUUGAUCUUAAUGAAGGUCUUAUUAACAUUAGCGACAUUCAUUCAAGAUUCCUGUGGAAAAUAGGCAAUAAACCAUGCCACCUAUACUACCAAACUAAUGUGUGGGUGUGAUGAUUUAUAAAUGAAUCAAUGAAUGAGUGCUUCAUUAAUAUGCCAUGGUCCAGAAAAGGUACAAAUCGUGCCCUGAAUUCAAUUCUCUCCUGCCAGUUCUAAUUUUAUUGAUUGGUAAACGGUUUCUUAUAGAUCAUUCACCGAGAUCUUGCAGCUCGUAACGUGUUGGUUGGAGAAAGAGAAACAUGUAAAGUGACUGACUUUGGAAUGGCCAGGAAUGUCCAACAGGAGAACAUUUAUGAAAGAAAGACAAGGGUAUCUGAGUUAGGCUAACUUAACUGAGAUUAUUUAUGAUGAACUGUUGUACUCCAAAUCUAAUCACAGGAUUUCAAUUUAUUUAUUUAUUUUCUAUUUUCAAUCUCAUUUUUGUUCUUGACUGUGAUCGAAGGUGAUUGCUAUUUUUUGGGUGUACAUAUAAGACUAUUAACUCGAUGUAAGAUUUGUUUCACUCAUGGACUGUUUGCAAUCUAUUUUUCUCUAAAAUCACUUACCCUUUCCCUCAAAAGUCACAUUAAUGUGCCCUUAAGUUAACUGAUUUGUGGAUUGCAAGUUUAUUGUUUGAUUUAGACACAGACCUUUUUGUUUUAUCUUUUUGUUAGCUUUUUUGGACCUGACCGUGCACAACGUUCAAUAGCAUUCCCAUAGUUUUGAACUUACUGACCAAUAAGAACAUCGCUUUAGUUUAUUCAGACACAAAGGAUUGUGCACGAUCAGGGAGCUUCCAAAUAAACUACAGCACCGUUGUUUUCAACUUUGAUGUUUGCCGGCUUUCCUAAUCAGUCUCCUCUAUUAACUAUGAUUUAAAUUAUAAAUUUAUUAAUGGGAGAUUCGCUUUUAGCCCUAGCCAAAUCAAUAUAUUACGAACUUGUUUUGCUCGAUUCUCUGAUCAAGGUAAAAAAACAAAACGGAAACAACUCGUUAUCGCACUUAUUUGCGAUUGACUUCUGAAUAAAGCACUAUAUACUUCAUUUUGUGUAAGAAAUUUUACAAUAGAUGUUUGUUUUACUUUUAAUCGUGUAACCAUCAGGGACGCCUACCAGUCAAGUGGACUGCAUAUGAAGCAUUAAUGUUUAACACUUAUACCACCAAGAGUGACGUGUGAGUAAAUACAGAUUGCCUGGCAAUAGAAUUUAAGAUGUUUGCAAAUUUUAAGUAGUUCUUGUUUUGUUAUUUUCACAAACAAAUCAUCGCUUCCAUAUAUUUGCAGUUGGAGCUAUGGUGUUGUUCUUUAUGAGAUUUUCACUGUAGGUAAGUAAAUUUUUUUCCUGAUUAACGAUAAUGGCCUAAUUGUCGUGGAAACUUCCUUGGCAACAGGUUCUGGAGACGUAGUUUGUUCGAGUUUCUUUUUUUUCAGGUGGUUGUCCGUAUCCGCGAAUGGAUGGCAAGAAAAUUGCAAGCUUACUUCAACAAGGAUACAGGAUGCCCAAGCCGCAGCACGUGGAUGAGAAAUUGUAA
Molecule: messenger RNA, 13375 nt
Organism: Porites evermanni
Lineage: Eukaryota; Metazoa; Cnidaria; Anthozoa; Scleractinia; Poritidae
Source: the annotation of a GenBank genome assembly